This is a messenger RNA of Acinonyx jubatus (cheetah), 2107 nucleotides long. RefSeq names its product protein-arginine deiminase type-4. The transcript is spliced from 16 exons. The record is from RefSeq and is a predicted model, not a curated record. Gene Ontology annotation, cellular component: cytoplasm. The coding region runs from base 48 to 2042 and encodes 664 amino acids. NCBI's taxonomy places the organism in Eukaryota, Metazoa, Chordata, Mammalia, Carnivora, Felidae. Gene Ontology annotation, molecular function: protein-arginine deiminase activity; calcium ion binding.
GCCGAGGGGCUCCCUGCAGCUGGAGGGACGGGCUGGCGGGAGGGACUAUGGCCCAGGGCACGGUGAUCCAUGUGGCCCCGGAGGAGCCCACCUAUGCCGUGUGUGUCCUGGGCACCGAAAGUCAGCUGGAUGUCUACAGCUCUGCCCCCACGGGCUGCACAUCCUUCAGCAUCAAUGCCUCCCCAGGAGUGAUCGUGGACGUUGCCCACGGCCCUCCAGCCAAGAAGAAACCCAAGGGCUCCUCCAAGUGGUCCCUGGACCCGAGGCUGGAGGUGAGCCUGAGGGUGAGAGAUGCCAGCAGCAGCACAGGUGACCAAAAGGUCCAGAUUUCAUACUACGGAUCGAAGACCAGCCCGAUCCAAGCCCUGCUCUAUGUCACUGGUGUCGAAAUCUCCUUGAGCGCGGACAUCACCCGCACUGGCAAAGUGAAGCCUGCCGGAGCCCAGAAAGGCCAGAGGGCCUGGACCUGGGGCCCCCGCGGGCAAGGCGCCAUCCUGCUGGUGAACUGCGACAAGGACAACCCCAAAUCUUCCACCAUAUACUGCAAGGAUGAUAGGGUACUUGACAGCCAAGACCUACAGGACAUGUCCCUGGUGACCCUGAACACGAACACCCCCAGGGACUUCUUCGCCAGGCACCAGCUGCUGCUCCAUGUGGCCAAGUCGGAGAUGGACAAAGUCAGGGUGUUCCAAGCCAGCCGAGGCAAUCAGAUCUCCAGGUACAGGGAGGUCCUGGGGCCAAAGCAGCCCUGUCACCCCCUGGAAAUCCCGGGGGGGCAGCACAGCACAGACUUCUAUGUGGAGGGCCUCGCUUUCCCAGACGCCAACUUCCCGGGGCUCAUUUCCCUCACCGUCUCCCUACUGGACACAUCCAACCCGGAGCUCCCCAAGACCCUGAUUUUCCAAGACAGUGUGGUCUUCCGUGUGGCCCCCUGGAUCAUGACCCCCAACACUCAGCCCCCUGAGGAGGUGUACGUGUGCAGGAUGCCUGAAAAUGAGGACUUCCUUAAGUCCGUGACGGCGCUGACCCAGGAAGCCAAGUGCCAGCUGACCGUGUGCACCAGGGAGCAGAGUGCGGGGGACCGGUGGAUACAGGACGAGAUAGAGGUCGGCUACAUCCAAGCCCCGCACAAGACACUGCCCGUGGUCUUUGACUCUCCAAGGAACAGAGGCUUGAAGGAGUUCCCCAUCAAGUGCAUGCUGGGUCCGGAUUUUGGCUACGUGACUCGAGGGCCCCAAACAGGAGAGGUUUCUGACCUCGACUCCUUUGGAAAUCUGGAAGUGAGCCCCCCGGUCAAGGUUGGGAGGAAGAAAUACCCUCUGGGCAGGAUCCUCAUUGGGAGCAGCUGCUACCCCAGCAACGAGAGCCAGGAGAUGCACCAGGCCUUGCAAGACUUCCUCAGCGCCCAGCAGGUGCAGGCGCCCGUGAAGCUCUACUCCGACUGGCUCUUUGUGGGCCACGUGGACGAGUUCCUGAGCUUCGUCCCGGUGCACAAGGGCUUCCGGCUGCUCCUCGCCAGCCCCAGAUCCUGCUACUGGCUGUUCCAGGAGCAGCUGAAGGAGGGCCACGGCGAGGUUCUGCUAUUUGAAGGGGUCAAGAAAAAAAAACAGAAAAUAAAGGACGUUCUGUCCAAUGAGAAAUUGAGAGAAGAUAAUUCGUACGUGCAGAAAUGCAUUGACUGGAACCGGGAGGUGUUAAAGCGGGAGCUGGGCCUGACCGAGCGGGACAUUGUGGACAUCCCCCAGCUCUUCAAGCUCCAGGAUGACCUCCAAGGGAGACUCAAGGCCGAAGCCUAUUUCCCAAACAUGGUGAACAUGCUGGUGCUGGGGAAGCACCUGGGCAUCCCCAAGCCCUUCGGGCCCAUCAUCGACGGCCGCUGCUGCCUGGAGGAGAAGGUGCGGUCCCUGCUGGAGCCGCUGGGCCUCCGCUGCACCUUCAUCGACGACUUCUACGCGUACCACCUGCGGCACGGGGAGGUGCACUGCGGCACCAACGUGCGCCGGCGGCCCUUCUCCUUCAAGUGGUGGAACAUGGUGCCCUGAGCCCAUCCCCCCCAUCCUGUGCCCUGAGCCCAUCCCCCCCACCCCAUCCUGUGCCCUGAGCCCAU